GCUCGUUCGCGACCGACACAUCACUAGCUGAGAGGAAGACAUGGCGUCCAUAGUCCACUCUAGUCCACUUAGUUGGACCAUACAUUUACUCUAGUGGGGCCUGAGAGCUGGUUUUAUUGACGUAAGGGGGAAAAUGGCUCACUCUGCCUGGUCAGAGAAAAUACUCCAGCUCCUCCGCCGAAUGAAUAACUUUUAUUUACCAGGCUCCUGUCGUGCUACGUGCCUCAGGUUUGAGAUAAACGGAGCACAGGUAGGUUGGAUUCCUCCUCGUAUAGCUCCGCUGUUGACCCGGUAUCCAGAUGUGUUCAGUCCUCCGCACGGUGGCGCAGUGUCCCUGCGUCCCAGCCUGGACUCACACCGGACGAGGUCUGAGGCUGUGGACGCUGUCCUGCAAACUAUGAGACAAGAGGGCUCUCUAGACUGCCUUAAAGGAUGGAGAGAUGAGAAGUACAAUGUGAUGUCAAAAUUCUCCGACCCCCCUUUGAUGUCGAUGGAAAGAGCAGCUACAAGUCUUUUUGGGGUGAAGCGGAACGGAGUCCAUAUCAAUGGCUACACUGUCAGUGAAAGUGGUGAGAUGAGCAUGUGGCUGGCACGACGCUCCCCUACUAAGCAGACAUACCCCGGACUACUGGACAAUGUGGCAGCAGGUGGUCUGGCUGCUGGUGUUGGCAUCAAACACACUCUGGUCAAAGAAUGUCAGGAGGAAGCAUGUAUCCCAGCAGCCAUUGCUGAGAAGGCUCAUCCUGUAUCCACAGUAAGCUACACCUACGAGGAUGAAGACGGGGUGUAUCCGGAAAGUCAGUUUGUCUUUGAUUUGGAACUUCCUCCGGAGUUCAAGCCCAGAGUAGGGGAUGGAGAGGUACAAGAGUUCUACCUCCUGCCCAUAGAUAAGGUGAAGGAACUGGUGGCCACUGAUGACUUCAAACCCAACUGUGCCAUGGUGGUCUUGGACUUCCUCAUUAGACACUCGUUCAUUGAUCCAGACACAGAGCCAUGCUAUCAGGAGUUUGUGGCAGGACUCCAUCAGACAAUGUAGAGUGAAGCUGAGGACUGAGCCCACUGUCAGAGGCCAAGACACAUUCACAUUGUUGUUUUUAUUUAUCUCUGCAAAUGACAAAUGUUGGCCUCGCAGAAGCCAAGUGCUGUGUCCUCAGUUUGUGUUUUGAGAGAACAUCCACCAAGACUUGACUGAGCUGUGAAACUGGAGGCUGAAACGGUCAAUGAGCUGAGGGGAGUGGAUCACAUGAUGACGAGUGAACUGAGUGUUGGGUUUGGGACUGAGGUUAUUCCAACAAAAAAAUCUCUCCAUAAAACUGAACAUUAAGUUUUCCAUUGCAGCUCACAUAAAUGAUCCCAUUCCUCCUCUGGUAUACUUUGGUUUCCUUAUGUUUGUAUUCAAAACAUAUUUCUCUAUGAAGACUUUUAGUUGAAUAUUAUAUAAUUAUACCCCUGCGACAACAUAGUCAGGGGUAUAUUGCGCUCCGCGUGUCCGUCCUUCCGUCCGCGUGUCACACUCUAGUUUCCGGAGUAGAACUCGAAAACUAUUUAACUUAGGAACUUCAAAUUUGGUAUGAUGGUUGCCAGUGUGGUCUAGUUGUGCCUUUGGGUGGUUAAAUGUCCAGGGUGUCCAAAAACCGAAAAGACUUUCUCAUCAGAGACCAGCUUAUACUACAAUCCAGCGCUCUAUGAGUAUUUCUAUGCAUGUAUGUAUGUAUGUAUUUAUGUAUGCUUGGGGAGAUCUUGAAUCAUCUUGGCACCGUGUUGGAUUCAUCACAUACUUGGAAUAAACAAACUUGGAUGGAAAGUU
Sebastes umbrosus (honeycomb rockfish) is the source of this 1807-nucleotide messenger RNA. RefSeq names its product thiamin pyrophosphokinase 2 (gene tpk2). The record is from RefSeq and is a predicted model, not a curated record. The transcript is spliced from 8 exons. Lineage: Eukaryota; Metazoa; Chordata; Actinopteri; Perciformes; Sebastidae. The coding region runs from base 134 to 1036 and encodes 300 amino acids. Gene Ontology annotation, molecular function: 8-oxo-dGDP phosphatase activity.